Penicillium riverlandense is the source of this 1059-nucleotide messenger RNA. Its product is annotated as pepsin-like aspartic protease. The record is from RefSeq and is a predicted model, not a curated record. Bases 1 to 1059 code for a protein of 352 amino acids. Lineage: Eukaryota; Fungi; Ascomycota; Eurotiomycetes; Eurotiales; Aspergillaceae. Gene Ontology annotation, biological process: proteolysis. The transcript is spliced from 4 exons. Gene Ontology annotation, molecular function: aspartic-type endopeptidase activity.
AUGUUAAUCGACACCGGUUCAUCUGAUGUAAUUAUCAAUCCCGGUCUUUACAAAACUGGCCCAAAGUCAACCAAUCUCCAUAUGCGUUUUGAGAACUCUUAUGGUACUACAAAGAGUGAUGGCUCGGGAACGGGCUCCGUCAUUGGUACCCUGUACAAUGAUACCGUCUCUUUUGGGUCCCUGGGUGCUACUCAAACUAUUGGCUCCGCGAAGGGUGCUGCCCAAAUCCCUAGUGACGGAAUUGUUGGAUUUGCUGGAGCAGCAGUGGCUCAAUUCCCUAAUGGCGCUGCCCCUUGGUUCCAUACGCUUUGCAAUGAGGGUAAAGUUGCUUCCUGUAGAUUUGGUGUUGCAUUGGGAUAUAAUGGAAACGGCAUUCAGGUGCUUGGAGAGCUCGACAAAUCUCUUUUCGAGGGAGACCUCACCACCACAUCUAUCGUCCAGGAAUGGGCUAUAUUUGCUGAUCUUGCAAUUGGUGGAAAAAUUAUCAAAACUGAUGUCCCGGUGGAGCUGGACACUGGAACAGCAACAAUAACUGGUCCUGUAAAUGAUGUUCUGUCAAUCUUCAAUGCUACAUCCAUUCAGUCAGUGGUACACAAUACUACAGAUGGUGUGACUGUGACGGGGUAUUUCCCCUGUGAUAAGCCGCCGACUAUCGGGUUCAGCAUUCCGUCUCGGGCAAAUGUGUCUACAGCUGUGAACGCGAACUCAGGAAGUAUCAGCCACAAGAGUGCAAUUUUCGACAUUGCACCAGAGCAGUGGAUUGCAGCCGACAAUGGAAACAAUAAUUGCACUGCCGUUCUCUCUGGUGCUACUGUUCCUUUAUAUCCCACCUUAUGGGUUGUGGGUCAGCCAUUUUUCCAUGGCCUCUAUAUCGACCACAAUGUCCAGGAUGGGAGCAUGGGAUUUGCAAAAGUUAGGAACCAAUCAACGCAGAAUGGGACUCAAACAUCGACCACGCUGAGCUCAUCAGCCACGCCGACCAAUAUGGGAAUCUCUUCCACGCAGAUUAACGGUUUCUGGUCAUUUGUCGUGUUCGGUGUUGCAGCUUUUAUGUUUUAA